Molecule: messenger RNA, 1800 nt
Organism: Peniophora sp. CBMAI 1063
Lineage: Eukaryota; Fungi; Basidiomycota; Agaricomycetes; Russulales; Peniophoraceae
Source: the annotation of a GenBank genome assembly
AUGGGUGCACGCGAAUCCCGUCACGAUCCUGGUGCGGCGUCGGAGACUGCUGUUGCGGACUAUUACGCUCUACUCGAGGUAGAGGAAACCGCGACAGCCGAGGAGAUCAAGAAAUCCUUCCGAAAGCUCGCUCUCAAGCAUCACCCGGAUAAGAAUCAGGAUGAUCCAGAGGGUGCCACGCAACGCUUUGCAGCACUACAGCAAGCGUAUGAGGUUUUAAGUGACGACCAGGAACGUGCUUGGUACGAUUCGCACCGCGCGUCCCUGGUUCCAGAGCCAGACGUGGAGACUGUGUUCGAAGAUAUCAAAAGUGGUGCUGCACCUAACCGUGCGCGCGAUCGUGGCUUGACUGUACGGCACCUUCAGCCCUUCUUUGACCCAAGCAUCUGGUCAGGCUUCGAUGACAGCGCGGAUGGCUUCUUCACUAUCUAUCGCAACCUCUUUGAGCGUCUCGCUCAUGAUGAGCAGGCGUACACGGGUGUGAGCGCAUCAGAGCUUCCUUCCUUCGGCACCUCGUCCUGGACCUGGGCAGCGCCUUCGAAAGAUCGUUCGGCAGAGGCUGCGCGGGUUUUCUACAACUACUGGCUCAAUUUUGCCUCUCAGAAGGAGUUCACUUGGGCGGAUAUGUGGAAUGAAGCUGAAGCUCCAGACCGCCGGGUGCGAAGGCUUAUGGAACGCGACAACAAGAAAGCGCGUGAGGAGGCUCGUAAAGAGUUCAACGAGACAGUACGAGCUCUCGUCAAGUUCAUUCGCAAGCGAGAUCCUCGGUACAAGGCGUAUCAGGCUGCCCAAAACGCCCCUACACCCACAAGCCAGCCAUCGAAGACGUCAGUGGGUCAAACCUCUGGGCAGACGUCUGGUACGGCCACGCCAGCAGCAACCUUUGUCGCACAGGAUUGGCAACGAACAGCGCAGGGUAAUGCCGCCGACUUGGAGUGGGCUCUGGCUGAAGGGGCCGACGAAGAGGAGUGGGAGUGCGUUGCUUGUGGAAAGAGCUUCCGAAGCGAGGCUGCUUGGGAUAGCCAUGAGAGGAGCAAAAAGCACUUGAAAGCCGUUGAGCGCCUCGCUCGUGAGAUGGCCGAAGAGAAUGCCGCCCUUGGUUUGGAGGAAGAUAUGGAGGCGCUAGCGGUCGAGGAUGACGAACGGGCGGAGGAUGACUCCGAAGCUGCUGAAGCUCCUCGCGACCCUCCCACAUCUGACACUGUUCGGGAACCUGUUCCCGAUAUCCUCCCAGGGUCUGAUGAUCAAGAAAUGGAAGACGACUGGUCUACCGGCCGGCGUAGGACGAAAAAGUCAAGGUCGAGUAAACCUAGUCGUGCAUCCUCUCCGUCACCGCCUCGUGCACCCAAAAACUCGAGGAGACGCCGGAACAGGGACACUGACGGAGAGCCAGGCCCUUCUACGCCACCAACGACUUCCGCAGUGGGAGUUGCCGAUCCUUCGCCAUCACCCGCUCAAGAGGGACGUGAGGCAGAUGCUGAAGUCGUAGCGGAUGUGGACGCUGAAACACCGUUGAUGGAGGCAAAUUCGCCGGACGACGGCAGUGGGUCGCAUGAAGCUCAACCGGAGAUCUCCAAGAGGGAAAAGCGUCGAGCGCGCGAGGCCGCAAAGAAAGCCGCGGGAGAGGCAGGACAGCAGCGAUGUAACGUCUGCCAGGCGUCGUUCGACAGCAGAACGAAGCUUUUCGCGCACAUCAACUCGACAGGGCAUGCUCUGCACGACGCCGCCACGCCACAACCACGCGAUGAUAAGCAUGCAACUCGUAAAGGCAAAAAGCAAGGCGCGAAUGGCAAACGAUAG